This is a messenger RNA of Trametes versicolor FP-101664 SS1, 1275 nucleotides long. RefSeq lists its product as uncharacterized. The transcript has 2 exons. NCBI's taxonomy places the organism in Eukaryota, Fungi, Basidiomycota, Agaricomycetes, Polyporales, Polyporaceae. Bases 1 to 1275 code for a protein of 424 amino acids. The record is from RefSeq and is a predicted model, not a curated record.
AUGCGCCCCCACGGCCGUCUCACACGGGUCCCCGGGCGGAUUGAGCGGGCCCGGAGAGAUCUGUUAUUUAGCAUUGCUGAGGACGUGACCUCGGGUUUGGCUCCGAUCUCUCCUACACUCCUCCCUCUUCCGGACCCCACGCCGUCAACUAGUACAUCGGCCUUCCAACCCAACCUCCAAAUACCGACCCUCAACUCCGGGAUCGGUGCUGGGUCCACGGCGACCCCCCUGGCCACCGCGUCCGCUCCUGAUUUUGGAGACACGUCGGCGACCUUCACUGUACCAACAACCUCUAGUCCUGCUCCUUCCUCUACCGACAUUUGGGAACCUUCCACUACUCAGGCAGCCCCCAUCACCGCCGACGAUACCCAGUUCACCCCGAUCGCCUCUACACAGACCACAUUCUCCCAUGAUCCUACGACAGUUGAGACAUCUACUUCAGUCGUCCCCGUCACGUCUGUCAUCAGUAUAUCCGGGACAGCGGCUACCACGACGGUGUGGUUGAGUCCGCUCGCGAGCGCGAAAUCCGCGCAGGAUGAGAGCGCCGCGUCGCAAGGCGGCGGGGCUAGCACGGGCACGAUAGUCGCAGUAGCCAUUGCCUGCGCCGUCGCUCUCAUCUUGUCCGUGGUCGGAUACCGCCUCUGGCACAAAAAACGGAGGGCGCGGAGAAACGACGAGAAACCUAUGCCGUACAGCACCGAGUACCCGUUCUCGCCAAUCGAAGAUCCCUUCAAGCUGCGCUCGCCCACCAGUCCGAUCUCCCUCGGGUGCACGAAACGCCCUACGACGCCCCUCCCCGCACACAUCACAACCCGCGAGCAAGACCAAUUCAGCCUGCACCCCGACGCUCCCGAGCCCGCUAUCUCCUCGCGCCCCUCCAGCACGUUCUCGUACAUCAACUCCCUCUGCCCCGAGACGGCCGCGCUGUUCCCAGAGCCCCCCGCCACGCAUCCCGCGCCAUACAGCCGGCCGCAGACCCCGCAGAGCCCCACUACUGCACGAUCGUAUAUGAGCGCGCGCACGCAGCCGGGGACGGUCGGGUUCCGUCCGCUCCCGAUGCCGGUCCAGCUCUCGCCGCUCAUGGCUGCGCACUUUGCCGCGCAUCCCGAAGAUAGGAGCACGUGGGCUGCGCACUUCGCGAACCCCGAGGAGAGGGCGAGCGUGUGGAGCGUGAUGGAGGUUGAGGACGCAAGAGGGACGAUUUACGAUGCGUAUGCGUUCAGUGGGGGCGAGGUUCUGGAGAUUGGGUCUCCGCCUGAGUAUAGUCGGGAGUAG